This is a messenger RNA of Cephus cinctus (wheat stem sawfly), 1053 nucleotides long. RefSeq names its product glutamyl-tRNA(Gln) amidotransferase subunit C, mitochondrial (gene GatC). Gene Ontology annotation, molecular function: glutaminyl-tRNA synthase (glutamine-hydrolyzing) activity. Gene Ontology annotation, biological process: mitochondrial translation; regulation of translational fidelity; glutaminyl-tRNAGln biosynthesis via transamidation. The record is from RefSeq and is a predicted model, not a curated record. The transcript has a single exon. Gene Ontology annotation, cellular component: mitochondrion; glutamyl-tRNA(Gln) amidotransferase complex. Lineage: Eukaryota; Metazoa; Arthropoda; Insecta; Hymenoptera; Cephidae. The coding region runs from base 569 to 991 and encodes 140 amino acids.
AUAGAGUCGCUGUGAUCGGGUAAUCGUAAUGACGAGGGACGCGGGGGGCCGGGAGAAUCACUCCAUCUCUGUCCUAUUCGUGGUUUCCACGGUGGCAUCGCUUGAAUAUUGACUAUAAGUAGCUACGCGAAACAGUUUAUAAUGUCUAGCAAAAAGCGUAAAUGCCGAUAGACUGACUCGAUGUGAUGAAAUACAUAUACCUAUAAUCCCAAUAAAAUCUUAAUUAUUCUAAAUCCAAACAAAUGCGAAAAACAUGAAUGAUUUUGAAACUUUUGACAUGAAUAUCGCGAGUUUUUAUUAACUGUCUGCACGAUUGCAGGUAAUGUUUAUCUGCGGUACCCGAUAACAGCGAUGCUGUUUGAAACUAAAUUUAACCUCAGUAAGCGACCAUACACCAACCACUGAAAUUCGAGAUACGUCAUUGUACGAUCAGUCCAUUCGAGAUAGAAAGGCAUCUUUAUGAGUUCUAAACACAAGUAGCGCAAGUGGCAUAUGCAAUAUCUUGAAUGAUAACCGGCAAGCCUGAUUAUUUUUUUAAUAAUCUUCAGGAUUCUGACAUAAAUCUUCAAUGGAUUUUUCACGUUUAGUACGUAAUAAUCAGAAUUAUAAAUCAUUAAAAUUUAUAGUACAUUCAAAAAGGCGGCAAAGCAGUGUGCCACUCAGUAACGAAUUAAAGGUUAAAGAUUGUACUGGGGACCCAAAGAUCAGUAAGAAAACUAUAUCAUUACUGGAAAGAAUAUCGUUGGUUGAUUUUGGUAACGAAGAAGGCGUCAAGAGGCUCGAAGCAGCGAUACGCUUUGCAAAAUUAUUAAAGACAUAUCAUAUAGAUGAAUCUGUAAAACCUAUGUAUAGUGUUCUUGAAAGAGAAAAGUUGCGUUUGAGGGAAGACAAAGUCAAUGAGGGUGAUUGUCGUGAGAAGAUACUGAAGAAUGCUGCUGUGGUUGAUGAAUAUUACUUCGUAGCACCACCAGGGAACAUACCUAAAGAAUAAAGAACAUGGAGCAAAUUUUACAAAAAAUUGGCACAGGCUUUAUUAACUUAACAGAACGAGGA